GACUCUGACACGGAAGCACUGACUGACAGCACUCGGGAGGAUAGUGGGCGUGUAGAUACCAAGCGAGAAGCCGAGCGAGAGAAGGCUAAGGCGAAGGUGGACGACCGCACACGCGAACGGGAGAAAGCCUGGGACAGUGAGGGAGAGCCGGCACGAGACACAGACAGAGAGAAAACGGACAAGGAGAGAGAUGGGAUGACGGCCGAAGUUCGGGACAUGGAGAGAGAAGAGAACAUGGAGAAGGAGAGGGAGACGGAUA
This is a messenger RNA of Sphaeroforma arctica JP610, 259 nucleotides long. RefSeq lists its product as hypothetical. Lineage: Eukaryota; Ichthyosporea; Ichthyophonida. The annotation marks the transcript as partial. The record is from RefSeq and is a predicted model, not a curated record. The transcript has a single exon.